Schistosoma guineensis is the source of this 1197-nucleotide messenger RNA. Lineage: Eukaryota; Metazoa; Platyhelminthes; Trematoda; Strigeidida; Schistosomatidae. The record is from the annotation of a GenBank genome assembly.
AUGAAAAAGGAUUUAUUGUGGAAAUUUAUUUUACUUUUCUGUUUAAAAAUGAAUUAUUCCAUGUUUCAAGAUCAUAUUAUCAUGUGGGAUAUUGAGAAUAAAUUAUUUUCAUCGAACGUAACAAUGUUCAGAGUAAAAGAAGGUGACAAUAUAGUUUUUAUAUGUCCUAGUGAUGUGAGAAGAAGUCAAAAAUUAUUUUGGACAAUGAGCAAAAAAACGUACGAUGAUUGUGGUGCACCUAGCUCGUCUCAAACUGUGAAGCUAUUGGACUGCAGUCAAAGCCCCAAAAACACAGAGUUCAUUUUAAAAGUAGCACAGUUUUCAGAAAUUCCUUAUUCUCCACAUUUUCGAGAAAACGAUUUUGUUUACUUUUUGGGUCAGCAUGAUUUAUGCUCGAUUUACAAUCUUCGUAUUGCUGUUAAAUUAGUCCCAGCUAAAAGUGUAAAUAAUAAUCAAGGGUUAUCAACAUCAAAUCAGAAAUUAAAUAAUUUUGUUAAUGACAAAGAUAAUUCUCCUAAUACUGUUACCUCAGAUACAUAUAAAUUAAAUCCACACAGAACUGAAACAUUAUCAGCAUGGACACGUUAUAGAUUUCUUCUCAUUCCAGGUUCACUUGGUUUUCUUACAUUGAUUGGAAUACAGGCUGUGAUUUGUGCAUUAUGGCAUCCAAAGAAAUCAACUCAAUGUAGAAUAUGUUGUUCAUCACAUAUAGUAAAUAAAUCAAACGAUACAACUAAUGAUACAAAUGAAAUAUCUAUAACACCUAUCGAAAUGUUAGAAACAUCAUUUACUAGAAAAUCAUUUGAAAAUCAUCAAAAUCAAUCUAUUCAAACAAAUACACUCAUAACUCAAUCAACUUUAAAUGAACAAUAUAAUAAAGAAAAUUUUAUGAAUAAUUCUAAACGAAAUUCUGAUAUUGUUAACAUUGUACAAGAUACAUAUACAUUAAAUAAAUGUAUUUUAGAUAAAUCACCAUCUACUAUUCAAGUAAUUACAAAUAAUGAAGUACCAAUAUUAACAAUACCAACAACACAAACAUCAUUAACAAAUAAUAAUUAUGAUGUACAGUUUUAUACUUGUCCAUAUCCUAUUGAUAAUAAUUUAACAUGUUUAGUUCCAGUGAAAGUUAAUAAAUCCACUGACAUCUUUUCUACUGAUAUAGUUAAUUUAGGAAGUGUUAUUAAUAUAUCUGUAUAA